This is a messenger RNA of Rhizophagus irregularis DAOM 181602=DAOM 197198, 1416 nucleotides long. The record is from RefSeq and is a predicted model, not a curated record. NCBI's taxonomy places the organism in Eukaryota, Fungi, Glomeromycota, Glomeromycetes, Glomerales, Glomeraceae.
AUGACCUCAAUAUUCCAUUCCGGUCUCUCAAAAGAUCUUUCAUCAAUAUUAUAUGAUGCUGAUGAUUUUAACGUUAUUAUUCAAGUUGGUGAAAACCAAAAUACAAAAGAAUUUCGUGCUCAUUCAGUAAUUUUACGUGCUCGUUCCCCUUAUUUUAAAAGUGCCUUCUCUUCCGGUUGGAUUUCAAAGAAAAAUAACAUGAUUACAUUUAAUAAACCAAAUAUUGCUCCAACUGUUUUUGAAGUGGUUUUAAAAUAUAUUUAUACUGGCGAACUUGAUUUGACUAAACAAUCGGGUGAAGAUAUUCUCGGUUUAUUAGUUUCAUCUGAUGAAUUACUUAUCGAUGAACUAUUUAACCAUGUUCAAGAUUAUUUAAUCGAAAAACAAACUAGUUUGGUUCAAAAAAAUUUUGUUCUUGUUCUCCACACUGUGUUUCAACUCACUAGUUGCAAGAAAUUACAAGAUUAUUGUCUUGAAUCUAUCUGUGAAGAUCCGAAACCAUUCAUCUCUUCAAAAAUGUUUCCUUCGUUAGAUAAGGAUAUCCUUUUUGGUUUACUUAAACGAGAUGAUUUACAGAUUGAAGAAGUUGUCGCUUGGGAUUAUUUAAUUAAAUGGGGUAUUGAACAAACACCUGGUUUAGGAAGUAAGAAUAGUGAUAGAACCAAAUGGAAUAAAGAAAAUUAUAAAGCAUUAAAGAAAACUUUGAACCAAUUUAUUCCUCUAAUUCGGUUUGUGGAAAUUUCUUCUGAUGAUUUUUUUGAUAAAGUUCGUCCUUAUAAAACUAUUAUUCCCCAUCAUAUUUAUGAAGAAUUAGAAGAAUUCUAUUAUAAAAAAGCUUUACCAAAAACCACGACCUUGCCACCUCGUACAGGAAAAUCAGGAUCAUUAACAUCAACGAUUAUUAAACCGAAGCUUGCAAAUAUUAUUUCUAAUUGGUUUGAUAGAAAUAGCUCACCUUUUGCAGAUAACAGUAAACAUAAGUUUAAUCUUAUUUACUUGAUGAGUCGUGAUGGACUUAACAACGUGGCAUUUUAUAAUAAAUGUAAUGGACAAGGACCAUUUGUAGUAUUAAUAAGAGUUCAAUCAAAGAAAAUUUAUGGUGGUUAUAAUCCAAUUGGAUAUGCGGGAGGUUAUGGUAAAUUGAGUCAAUGGUUAACAUCAACAGAAAGUUUUGUCUUUUCUUUUGAAAAUGAUCAAGAUAUACAUAAUAUGAAAAUUGGUAGGGUAACUAAUUCAUCCUGUUCUGUUUAUGAAGCUUACAAUUAUAGUAAUUUCUUUAAUUUUGGAAAUAUUUUAUUUAUUAAAGGACAAAAUCUUCAUGUUGGGUUUGAUAACAACUAUUAUGAGAAUAUUUUUGGUGAAAGAAAAACACUUAUUAUUGAAGAGAUUGAAGUAUUCAGUGUAGUUAAAAAAUAA